This is a messenger RNA of Aureobasidium vineae, 273 nucleotides long. NCBI's taxonomy places the organism in Eukaryota, Fungi, Ascomycota, Dothideomycetes, Dothideales, Saccotheciaceae. The record is from the annotation of a GenBank genome assembly.
AUGGAGCAGCUGAAUCUACCGAUCCUCGAAUAUGCAGAGGCCAUUGCAAACACACUGGCAACAUUACACUGGGACGCAGAAAUCGAUGCGAAUGACGUCGAGUUUGUACUGGGUACACGCCGUCAACUUGAUGUCGAGUCUAUACAGUCCCUAUCCUCGGCUUAUAUUGCGAAUCAACCAUAUAAUUACCCUACACGCCGAACCGACGACGCCUCAAGACUAGAGCCCAGCACACAGCUCCAAGAGAAAUCCACAGAUCUACAAGUCUGGUGA